AUGCUGCCGCGGUGGGAACUGUCCUUUUACCUGUUAGCUUCUGUAGGCUUCCACGUCUAUUCUUUCUAUGAAGUGUACAAAGUCUCCAGAGAACAUGAAGAGGAACUGGACCGAGAAUUUGACCUGGAGACUAGCACUUUGUUCGGAGGAUUAAAGAAGGACCCAACCGACUUUGAGUGGAGCUUCUGGAUGGAGUGGGGGAAGGAGCGGCUGGUGUGGCUAUUCCUUGGCCACAUGAGCAUGUCUCAAGUCGCCAACCUGCUUUCGAGGAAGCACAAGCUCUGGAUCCUCGCCGCCUAUGGGAUGUGGGCCUGCCGAUGCGUGCUGGGCACCCAAGGCACCGCCAUGGUGCUCCUUCACACCACCAUCGCCUUCUGUGUUGCUCAGUUCCGCUCUCAGCCCCUGUCGUGGCUGUGUUCUCUCUCUCUCCUCUCUACACUGAGACUGCAAGAUGUGGAGGAAGUUAAGAGAGGGUGGUACAAGACGGAGACUGAAUACUACCUGCUGCAGUUCACGCUGACCGUGCGCUGUCUCUACUACACCAGCUUCAGCCUGGAGCUGUGCUGGGAGCCCCCGCCGGCCCAGCGGCCCUUCUACUCCCUCCCCUGGAUGCUCGCCUACGUCUUCUACUACCCAGUCUUCCACAAUGGGCCGGUCCUCAGCUUCCCGGAGUUCAUCACGCAGAUGCAGCAGCAGGAGCAGAGCCCGCCGAAGACCAGCCUUUCCAUCCUUGUCUUGGGGCUGGGCCGUCUCCUCUUCUACUGGUGGCUGGCAGAGCUGAUGGUUCAUCUCAUGUACAUGCACGCCAUCUACAGCAGUGCCUCCCUCCUGAGGGCCGUCUCCAGCUGGACCUUAGGAGGACUGGCGCUGGCCCAGGUGCUCUUCUUCUACGUGAAGUACUUGGUGCUCUUUGGGGUCCCGGCUCUGCUCAUGCGCCUGGAUGGACUCACGCCGCCGCCCCUCCCUCGCUGCGUGAGCACCAUGUUCAGCUUCACCGGGAUGUGGAGGCAUUUUGAUGUUGGACUACAUGAUUUCUUGGUUAGGUACGUGUACAUCCCCGCGGGCGGGUCCCAGCAUGGCCUGCUGGGGGCCCUCUUCUCCACCGCGAUGACGUUCGCGUUUGUGAGCUUCUGGCACGGCGGCAACGACUACCUGUGGUGCUGGGCCACCCUCAACUGGCUGGGGGUCACCGUGGAGAACGGCGUCCGGAAGCUGGUGCAGAGGCCACACGUCCAGCACAGCUUGGCCCAGUUCCUCUCCCCAGGAGCUCGCCGGCGAUUGCACGCUGCUCUUGCCUCUUGUUCCACCUCCAUGCUGAUCAUGUCCAACCUGGUGUUUCUCGGGGGCAGUCAAGUCGGGGAAAUCUACUGGGAUAGGAUCUUCAUACAAGGCUGGCCGUGUGUGACCCUGUCUGUGCUGGGAUUCUUGUACUGCUACUCCCACGUGGGCAUCGCCUGGGCCCACACGUACUCUGGCAGCUAA
Molecule: messenger RNA, 1482 nt
Organism: Rangifer tarandus platyrhynchus (Svalbard reindeer)
Lineage: Eukaryota; Metazoa; Chordata; Mammalia; Artiodactyla; Cervidae
Source: the annotation of a GenBank genome assembly